UGCUGCCGGGAGCUGUAGUUUACUUUCAGUUUCAUCUUGCAGUUAUCAGCUGAACAGAAUUGAGGGGGCAGAGGUAGGGGACAAGUUACCCCAGCCUUUCCCCACCCCCCUCUUCCCCCCACUGCCAUUAAUCAUGGCAGUGCACUCUAAACUAAGAAGUUACCCGACGUCCAAAAAGGGGGCGGAGCUAGACGGCACUGUACAACACAGUGCCUUGCCAGUUGCCAGGAGCAUGGGAGAAUGGAGGGAAUGUGAGCAGCAGCAUGGCCAAAACAUUGACAAAGAAGUAUGGACCUGUGUUUACUAUCUACCUGGGCUUUAAACGCUGUCUUGUUCUGAUUGGCUACGAAGCUGUGACUGAAGCGCUGGUUGACCACGGCGAUGUGUUUAGUGACAGAGGAGAGAUAGAAGCAACUGAUCUGUUCUUUAAGGAUUAUGGCAUCAUAAUGAGCAAGGGAGAAAGAUGGAAGAUAAUUCGUCGAUUCUCUCUGACGACUAUGAGGAAUUUUGGAAUGGGGAAGAGGAGCAUUGAGGAGAGGAUCCAGGAGGAGGCUCGGUGUCUUGGGGAGACAUUUAUGAAGAACAAAGGAACCUCAUUUGACCCAGCAUACCUACUGCAAUUGGCAGGUUCCAAUAUUAUUUGCUCCAUUGUAUUUGGCAAGAGAUUUGACUAUGAGGAUGAGAAAUACCUGACCCUACUAUCAAAUAUUACAGAUUUUGUCAAGAUUAUGAACUCUGGAUAUGCUCAGCUUCUCGGUAUGUUUCCAACCUUGAUGAGCUAUGUCCCUGGCCCUCACCAGAGACUGAUACCAACUUUCCAAAAACUGAAAGACUUUGUGAUGGACAUGGUGAGCUACCACCGAAAUACACUGGAUGAGAACUGCCCACGAGACCUCAUAGACUGUUUCCUCAUGAGGAUGGAGGUGGAAAAAAAGAACCCAAACACAGAAUUUCAUGAAGCAAAUUUACAGGCGACAGUAAUUGACCUGUUCUUUGCCGGUACAGAGACUACAAGUUCCUCAUUAGGAUAUGCGUUCCUGAUUCUGCAAAAAUACCCUGAGAUACAAGAAAAGGUCCACCAGGAAAUAGACAAUGUAAUAGGCAGAACCCGCUGUCCAUCAGUGGAGGACAGGAGUAAGAUGCCGUACACAGAUGCUGUCAUACAUGAGAUCCAGAGAUUUGCUGAUAUUGCCCCUCUUGGAUUGCUCCAUGCAGCCAGCAAAGACACAACCUUCAGGGGAUAUCAUGUUCCAAAGGGAACCUUGGUGAUUACAGCCCUUACAUCUGUCCUGAAAGAUCCCACAAAGUUCAAGAACCCAUAUGAGUUUGACCCAGGACACUUUCUUGAUGAGAAUGGUGGCUUGAAGAAGAAUGAUGCAUUUAUGCCAUUUUCCACAGGGAAACGUAUGUGUGUGGGGGAGGGUCUGGCUCGUAUGGAGCUCUUCCUCUUUAUCACUUCUAUAUUGCAAAUGUUUAUGUUGAAAUCCACAAUGGACACGACUGACAUAAAUAUAACACCAGAAGCCAAUACCAAUUCUUGCAGACCUCGUAUUUAUGAGAUGUUGGUCGUCCCUCGCUGAUGAUGUUAUUCCAUGUAUUAAAGAUAACACCAGUGUUCUGUUCCAA
Messenger RNA from Pseudophryne corroboree (corroboree frog), 1626 nucleotides. RefSeq names its product cytochrome P450 2C18-like. Bases 264 to 1580 code for a protein of 438 amino acids. Gene Ontology annotation, cellular component: cytoplasm; intracellular membrane-bounded organelle. The transcript has 9 exons. Gene Ontology annotation, molecular function: heme binding; arachidonate epoxygenase activity; oxidoreductase activity, acting on paired donors, with incorporation or reduction of molecular oxygen, reduced flavin or flavoprotein as one donor, and incorporation of one atom of oxygen. The record is from RefSeq and is a predicted model, not a curated record. Lineage: Eukaryota; Metazoa; Chordata; Amphibia; Anura; Myobatrachidae. Gene Ontology annotation, biological process: xenobiotic metabolic process; epoxygenase P450 pathway.